AGAACGCAUAGAACCGCCAUUUAUUUCACAGUGUAGUGCGCUUAUGUAGUGUAGGGUGGAUGCAUGUUGUUUGGGAUUGAGCUUCACUAAGUGUGUUCGAUUGCGUAGAAGUGGCUGGCGGUUGCAAUCAAAGGUGUUGCCAUGGCAUCGCGGGCCGGACCGAGAGUCGGGGGUACGGAUGGAAGUGACUUUCAGCACCGGGAACGAGUGGCUUCACAUUAUCAAAUCAGUGUGGCUCUGAAAUCGGAAAUCCGAAAGCUGAACGUGGCUCACGUGGUGCUGUGGGUGUUAGUUUUGGCCCAGGUUCUGGUGAGCCAGCUGAAUCUACUCUCUCACAAACUGGUGGCCAGCCCCUACCAGUGGGAGUACCCGUACCUGCUGAGCAUCAUUCCCACAGCGCUGAGCUUCAUGGCGCUGCCGAGGAACAACAGCGGCUACCUGGCCGUGUCCAUGAUCGGCGCCGGGCUGUUUUGCGCUGCGCCUAUCCUCUACGGCGCCAUGGAGAUGUUCCCCGUAGCGCAGCAGCUCUAUCGGCACGGCAAAGCGUACCGCUUCAUCUUCGGCUUUUCCGCCGUCUCCGUCCUCUACUUGCUUAUCGUGCUGGCCGUGCAGGUGCACGCCUGGCAGAUCUACUACAGCAAGAAGCUCCUGGACGCCUGGUUCACUACCACCAGCCAGGACAAGAAGAAGAAAUGAAACUGGUUACGAACAUUGUUUUGAGACUCUGCUCAUAUUCUGGCACUUGAACUGUGCUAAUUAACCCACUCACAACAAAGCAUUUCCUGUGUACCAUGUGAGCUCUUUCUCCAGUUCUUCUACUCAGGAUCAAAACAUUAAGUCCCUCAUGCCAUGAUUCAGAGAUGUCCAUGUCACACACGUUUAUUCUGUUAGAAAAGGACCAGAAUUCAUUAUGUGGUUAAUUACAGACAAAAUUAAAGUAUUUAAAAAGGCAA
Molecule: messenger RNA, 953 nt
Organism: Silurus meridionalis
Lineage: Eukaryota; Metazoa; Chordata; Actinopteri; Siluriformes; Siluridae
Gene: jagn1b
Product: jagunal homolog 1b
Exons: 3
Coding region: 142-696 (184 amino acids)
Biological process (GO): endoplasmic reticulum organization; granulocyte colony-stimulating factor signaling pathway; vesicle-mediated transport
Cellular component (GO): endoplasmic reticulum membrane
Source: RefSeq, a predicted model, not a curated record